AUGAGUUACUCAACCUCUGUCGGCGACGUCCCCGCCAAGGCCGCGGAGGCCGUGUUGGCCGCCUCCCGCUCCGCCAUUGCGGAGCGCGGCACGUUCUCCGUCGCCAUUUCCGGCGGCUCGCUGCCCAAGCUGCUUGCGGCUGGCCUCACGCACGCGCAACUCCCGCUGGACAAGUGGAAUGUCUUCCUCGCCGACGAGCGCAUCGUCCCGCUGACCGACGAUGACUCCAACUUCCGCCUCGUCAAGCAGUACUUCCCAGACAUGCACGUCGUCCCGAUCGACCCGACCCUCUCCCCGCCCGAGUGUGCGCGCGAUUACCAGAGGAAGAUCGUCGACAAGCUCGGCGAGGCCCCCGUGUUCGACGCCGUGCUGCUCGGCCUCGGCCCUGACGGCCAUACGUGCUCGCUGUUCCCGGGCCACGAACUGCUGGACGAGACCGACAACAUUGUCGCCCCGAUCAGCAAUUCGCCAAAGCCGCCGCCAAAACGCGUGACACUGACGCUGCCGGUGCUGGGCGCCGCGCGGGCGGCGAUGUUCAUCUGCACGGGAGCCGGCAAGGCCGGCGUGGUGAAGGACAUCCUGCAGAACACGGACUCGAAGCUCCCUGGCGCGCUCGUGCGCACCGCGGGGCCCGUCCAGUGGUUCCUGGACGAGGGCGCCGCGGGCGAGCUGUAG
Chondrus crispus (carragheen) is the source of this 675-nucleotide messenger RNA. RefSeq lists its product as hypothetical. The coding region runs from base 1 to 675 and encodes 224 amino acids. The transcript is spliced from 3 exons. The record is from RefSeq and is a predicted model, not a curated record. Lineage: Eukaryota; Rhodophyta; Florideophyceae; Gigartinales; Gigartinaceae. Gene Ontology annotation, molecular function: 6-phosphogluconolactonase activity. Gene Ontology annotation, biological process: pentose-phosphate shunt; carbohydrate metabolic process.